AUUGAUAAGCGAGAAUGCAGUUAAGGCUGUUGAAGUUUAACGGCGUUACGCGGCAUCUCGGUAACUGCGGGCGCCAGCACCAGUGAGAGACGCGCCGCGGAGCGCUGCGCAUGGCUGCCACCACCAGCCACACUAUGUGCCACACCACACAGAACAUAACAAACGGUGCCAAACUUUGUGUUGACCUAAUCUUAUAACAGCAGUUUGAAAGUGAAAGUGCCGCCUGAUCUCCUUAUUGUUUAUAAUCAUCGUUUCAUCAUCUUCAAUUUGUUCACGGAAUCUCUACUUAAAAGAAAAUGGAUUACGAUAAUUACGAUGGAAAGCUGACGACGGCGGAGCCAGGCGUGUCGAUGACAGCGCUGGAGGAGGAGAUCCCCUCGCUGACGGUGGCGUCCAUCAUCGGCGUGGCACUCGUGGUGCUCGUCGCCAUCGCCAUCGUCUUCGUGCUCGGAGUCCUCAUCGACUGCCGACAACAACGACUACUAGAUGAAAAAAUGGGCGAGAUGAAACGUGCCAGGAGCUUGCGGGGCAGGCGUGCGCCUGAGCAAGACGCUGACGACGCCAGCAUCGUCAACAACGAGGAGGCCCCGCCCACCAGCCUGCCGCCAGCUGCCAUGCUUAGAGAUGUGCCAUGAUUAUACCGAAUUUACGUAUUGGGGUUUAUCGUGACUUUAAUGUCCAAACUAUAUUCUCAGAAUAGUUUACAAAAUGAAUGAUCGAGGAAAACUUUUUACAAAAAACCUCAUCAAGUAAAUACGUGCCUGCGUAAAGAAAAACAAUAUUCCAAAUAGUAUUGUAAUUAUAUUUUAGUGAGUUUUUAUAUGAUUGAUCAACUAGGUAUUUAUUAUAAGAUGUUAAAUUCAUAAUUAAUCGAUAGAUUCAUCAAGCGUCUAAAUUAAGCAACUUGUGGUAGAAAUACACACUAAAUGUAUAAAGUGACUGCUAUAAUUUGUAUAAAUAAUUAUAUUUGCUACCUGUAAAAAUAAGUUAUUGUCAGGGAUCGUAUAUUCGGCUGCAUACCUGUUUAUUCAAAAUUGGCUGAAGAGUGAAGACUAACUAAUUAUCUUAUUUAUAAAUGUCUAUUGACUCUGACAAGCCGUUGAUUGAUAAUUCGUUUGUCCUUAUCCAUAAUUUUGACAGAGAAAAAACAGAGGUGGCGUUGGCGAGCCGAAGUUCAAUUAAUUAGGGGUUGGUAAAUAUUGGAGGUGACUUUUUAACUUCAGUAGGUACCUACUUAAUUUACAAAUUAUGUUUGCCCCGACAUUCCAGGCUGAUGGUUAAACAUGGUACGAGAUGUGAUUCUUAGUUUAUAGUUUAAAACGUUGCGUAUCAUUGUUGUAGUAGGUAGGUAAUAAAAGUUAUAUUCUGGGUUCAAAACCUAACACUCAACUAAGUAUAUAACAUCGCCACUAAAGUAAAGGUAUGUAUCCGAAUAUUCAAUUCAUCGGUAUUUAUCAAGUAAAUCAAGUUAGUCAUAUAUGAAUUUAAAUUUAGAUCCUAACUGAAAAUGUGAUAAAUAUUUAGGUACGUAUAUUUGUAAAUGACAUUAUGUAAGAUUUGUUUGUUAUAUGAAAAAUAAAGAGUGUAUACGAGUAUGUACGAAAUAAAUAUAUAUUACACAGUA
This is a messenger RNA of Cydia fagiglandana, 1624 nucleotides long. RefSeq lists its product as uncharacterized. The record is from RefSeq and is a predicted model, not a curated record. The transcript is spliced from 4 exons. Lineage: Eukaryota; Metazoa; Arthropoda; Insecta; Lepidoptera; Tortricidae. The coding region runs from base 297 to 635 and encodes 112 amino acids.